GCCCAUGCAAGGGCUUGCGACAAUUUUCACCAGUCUCAACAACUGUGGUUGUAAAAGCACUUAACUGACCUGUCUAUCAGAGACUUGCCUACAACCAUUAAAACUGGACGCUUGAAACCGCACUCGCUGCAGUUCGAAGUCAGUGGACGGCACCCGUUCACCAGCUCCUCGCUAACCUGUGACUGUCUACAGAAGCCAAUCCUACGCUUAUAUACCUAUAAAACCAGGGACAGUCUAAGGCGACACCGAAGGAGCUAGUUUGUGACUGCCCUACGCGGACGCACGCUUCCUUCCCCGAACCCAGAAAUGCAAUGAACCAUAAAGCAUUGCUGGUAAAGCCACAAGCGCCCGCGCACCCGGCUGGAGGGCGAGCGGGCGUCCAGGGUGCUAAAGGCCUUGAACUGGCCUGGCAGGACAGGUUGUGAGGAUGACAACGCGUAGUCCAUAUAACGCAUAUUUACAGCGGCCAGGCUCGCCGGCCAAAGCUGCCCAGGCAGCGCUCAGGGCGUCGGCACCCGAUGGAGCAGGAGGCCGAAGUGCCGCUCUGCCGCCAGACGGCGCGCUGAGCAGCUCGAUGACCGUCGAUUCGGGCUGGGGGCUCAAUGCGAUGCUUCGAAGCAGCGCGGGCAGCGGCACACCCUCGCCGCGACCACCCUCGGGGGGCCCUAGCCCACCUCGCGGCGACGUCGGCACCAGCAAGUCGCCGAUGGCCUUCCGCGCUCGUCGCUUCAAUAACGGCGCCAGCACCGGCGCGGCACCCGAGACCACCGCCGCCGGCACGAGCGGCGACGGCUCUUCAGCUUCCGGCACGGGCGGUGGCGGCGGCGACCGGGUGCGGCGGAGAAGCGGCGCGGAGAACGCCGUGGCUGCCAGCAGCCCAGCGUCGCCGUCGGGCGCGCUGGCGCGCCAGUUGAGCGCCAGCUCCGCCGCCUCCGCCGCCCCAGCACGGCCGUCCACCAGCCCCGCCGGCACCAUCCUGGCCACCUACGCAAACGGGCCGGGCUCGCUUUCAGGCAACAGCAGCUCCGGUGCCGCCGGGGCCGGGCCGCAGAACGGCGUGCUCAGCGGCGGCGGCGGCGGCGGCGGCGGCGACGGCAGGGCGGGGCAGGGGGGUCCAGGGCGACCGCGCAGCUCGGGCGGCAACUCGGUGUCCACCACGACGUCCGGCUCGGCGCCGGGCGCCAAGGUGCUGCGCAACCGGCUGGCGGAGGACACUGGCGGGCACGCCGCUGGCACGCCGACGCUGUCGUUGCGGGAAAAAGUCGUCAACCUGCAAAAAGCAAACAAGGCGCUUGAGCAGCAGCUCGCGGAGGCGGCGGCAGAGGCGCAGCAGCGCGCGGCGCAGCAGCACGAGGCGCACGCGGCGGCUCUGGCGGCGCUGCAGCAGCGGAUGGCGGCGCUGGAGGCCUCGCUGCGGGAGCAGCAGCAGUCGGCGGCGGAGAUGGCCCAGCGCAACGGCCAGCUGUCAUCUAGCCAGGCUGAGCUUACGGCGCAGCUGGCGGAGGCAAAGCGCGCGGCUGCGCAAGCCGCCGCCGCCUCCAGCCAUUCACCUUCAUCUCCAUCACCAUCUCUUUCAUCCUUAGACGCCACAACGCCGACAAAGUCGCUGCCGACGGUGAGCACGCCGCCGGCGCUGGGCCGCGAGAAGUCGCUUGUGGACGUGCACACGUCGCCGUCAGGCGCGCCUGGCAGCGGCGGCGCCGCCUCCGGCGACGGGCCGCACUCGCCUCGCACGCCUCUUGGCUGGGACGCCGGCGCUGCCAGCAGCCCCAUCAGCAGCUCCACAAGCAGCAGCAGCACCGCCAGCAAUGGCAACGGCAGCGGCAGCGGCGUCAUCCAGCGGCGCGUGUCGGAGGACACGCCGCCAGCGCACCCACACAUCCGGCCCACGUCGCCUACCGAGGCGCAGCAGCAGCCCGGCAACACGACGUCGCUGCGCCCGCACACCGCGCCCCACUCCGACUACCUCAAUCGCAGCCUCUCGCUCGGCAACGUCGUGCCUCCAACGCCCCCGCUCGGCGCCGGCAGCUCCGGCCCCGGCUCCAGCAGCGGCGGCGCCGCCGAGUCCGUGCUCGUCUUCUCGCCCUCCGAACCCGACCUCUCGCCCGACCUCGAAACCCGCGGCCUGCUGCGCCUCAACUCCCUCCCUGGGCCGGGCGGGUUGGGCGUGGCCUCCACCUCACCCAACACCAGCGUCGGCGGCGGCGCCGGAGGCGCCGGCGUAACCGCCUCGCGCACGCUGGAGGGCAGCGCUCUGUACCUGGCGGGUGUGGGCCCGCCGCCCAUGUCGCCUGUGGCGGCGGCGGCGGGGCUGUCGGGCGCGGGCGUGGCGCUGCUGGCGAAGCAGAAGAAGCAGAUCGCGACGCUGAGGGCGCAGCUGCAGCAGAAGGACAGCGCGUACGCGUUCCUGGCCAACGAGCACUCGGAGCUGGAGGGGCAGCUCAAAGAGGUGGAGGCGGCCAAGCGGGAGUACGCCGCCAGAUACGCCUUCAUGGUGUUGGACCAGGACCUGGACGGCCACAUCCGGGUGGACCAGGUCAGCAGCUUCGACAUGUUCGGCUGCUACGCGCCGGCGGUGCUGGAGUACGCCUUCAAGCACUGGCGCUUCGCCUCGGGCUUCAAGGGCUACCUGAACAUGGACGACUUCGUCCGGUUUGUGACUCUGGCGGACGACCGCACCAGUAAGGACUCGCAGCGCUUCUGGUUCGGCGUCUUGGACCAGGAUGGCGACGGCGCUGUGAGCGCGGAGGACGCCAAGUGGUUCUACGACUCGAUCGAGAAGGACGAGAACACCUUUGUCGUGAGCUUCGAGGACCUAUGGCACCAGUUGUUGGACAUGACGCAGCCGGCAAAGCCGCGGCGUGGCUUCACCAGCGCUGACCUGUGGAAGUGCAAGCUGGGCGCAGGCGCCAUUGGGCUGCUGCUGAACCACAACAACAUGCUGCUGCACCGCACCACCGCGGAGUGGGGCCGCGGCGAUUUCCCGCUGUAAUGAGUGCGGGAGCCGUAGCGGCGUGCGCGUACGUGUGUUGAAGGGGAAACAAGAACAAAACAAUGUGUUUGUGUCUGUGUGUUUAGGAUAGGUGGGGUGCAGCUUGUUGAGGCACGUGUUGCGUGAGGCACCGUGCGUUGGCGCUGCUGCGCUGGGGCUGUCGCUGAUGCUCUGUUUGGAGGGAAGCAGCUUUGAUGCGGCGAAUGAGCUGGUGGCAAUGCCAGCAGCAGUGACGAGCUCAGGAGCAGGUUUCUGUGGUGCAGGCACAUAUGCGUGAGCCGGCCUUCGGGCCAGACACAUCCAGAGCAGUGAUGCAACAGAAGAUAGAUGAACGGGAUUGGUGGAGGCUGAAACGUAAAGCCAUGCAUAGGCCUAGACCUGGGUGGAGGAUUAGCAAGCCAACAGGCAAUCAGCAGGCCGCGUGUCCUUCAUCCUGUGUGCAGGAGUUUAGCAGGGGUGUUCGGCAAGCGGCCGGGGGCGGGGCCGUCUAUUUUGACUGGCCCUCAGGCAGAUUCAUGUUAACCAAUCAAACCCCAGGCCAAGGGGCGUUUGCAUUUCCAUCCAGUCAUUGUUGUGCUCGCUUGAAACCGUUCGAUGUGGACAGGGGGCAUUGUGCGGUAGGCAUGCGUGUGUUAUGGCUUGUGCCGCCACAAAGCCGUUCGUUGUGUUGACGAGCUGCAUGUACGGCAUGCAGCUGUUUAUUUCGGGGUAGUUGACGUGACAAGGAGGUCGGUGGUACGGGGCGCUGUCAACGCUGCUGCUGCUACAUGAGAUAUCCUGUGACCAGACUCUAAUGGACCUGGACCAUGCCAGGGACCUGGACCAUGUCCAGUGGAUUCAUUGUCAUCAAGCGUGACUGGCAGACGAGAGUACAGUACGGGGUGGGGAUUGAAGGUCCACCAGUACGGUGUUGCCUUGUUCAUUGCGGGCUAGCGGGGCCGGGCCGUGUGGCCAGGGAUAGCUUCUGAGCGGUCGUGCUGUCUGCCGUUCUGCGUGAAGCCCAUACGGUCCGACAUGCCCGGUGGGCCCGAGCGCGACUUGAAACUGGGACCGACAGAGCGACCUAAAGCAUACGGUAUGUGAGUACCGUUGGUUGGGGGCCUUUGAGCUGCGACGAGCUGGCAACGGUGUAGGCGUCCACUGUAGCCCCCACUGGCCUGCACGAGCUGUGGCCCAUGCACAUGGUUUGAGGCCUUUAGCGUGCGCGUGAUGUAACGUCUUUCAUUCAUUAAAC
Chlamydomonas reinhardtii is the source of this 4226-nucleotide messenger RNA. RefSeq lists its product as uncharacterized. The coding region runs from base 428 to 2992 and encodes 854 amino acids. Lineage: Eukaryota; Viridiplantae; Chlorophyta; Chlorophyceae; Chlamydomonadales; Chlamydomonadaceae. Gene Ontology annotation, cellular component: protein phosphatase type 2A complex. The transcript has 5 exons. The record is from RefSeq and is a predicted model, not a curated record. Gene Ontology annotation, biological process: protein dephosphorylation. Gene Ontology annotation, molecular function: protein phosphatase regulator activity.